CACUGACAUAACAGAGACGGCUCAGCUGAUUUGGUUUAGUUGUUAGCAACUGAGCUAAUCUCAAUGACACAAGCAACUCCUGUCUCAGUGGAAAAAUACUGCAAGGAAGUGCUAUACCUUGGACCUUUCAGAGCCAGUUUUUCAACUCAGACGGCAGACCAAUCCAACCAUAAUUAGGUCAUAGAGGAAACUAAAAGGGAACCAUUGCUACUUUGUUUCUCACUCUGGCUCUACUCAUGACAUGUUGUUUGUGUAGAGAUCUUGCCGUACACCCAGCUGAGAGGAAUACUGAUCAGAUUGCUGUAAGCAAAAACUCUUCGGGGGAGGGGGAUUUCUGAUGGAGGGGGAAUUCCUCAAAGGGAACAGCCUCGAGGCGCCGGGUCAAGAUAACAGUCUGGCGAAGAAGACCCAACUCCUGGACCGAGGCCAGUGGGCGAACAAGUUGGAGUUCUUGCUGGCUGUGGCAGGAACCCUGGUUGGGCUGGGAAACCUCUGGAGGUUCCCCUACUUGUGCUACAAAAAUGGGGGAGGUGCAUUUCUGGUUCCAUAUGUCUUGUUUCUGCUUGCUUGUGGUAUCCCAAUGUUCCUCCUGGAGACGGCUAUGGGACAGUUCACAUCUCAAGGUUGCAUCACCUGCUGGAGGCAUUUCUGCCCCUUGUUUGAAGGGAUUGGUUAUGCUACCCAGGUUGUGAUUGCAUAUGCUGCCGUGUCAUACAUUGUCAUCCAGGCGUGGGCCUUCUUCUACCUGUUCUCGUCCUUCAGCGCUGAGGUCCCAUGGGCCAGCUGCAGGAACAGCUGGAACACAGAGACUUGUGUUGAAUUUGAUAAAAAAAAUGCAUCAUCCAAUUGGACAGCAGCUGCGAAUGCAACAACACCUGCAACAGAGUUCUGGGAGAGACGAGUGCUGGGUAUAUCUCGAGGGAUUGAGGAGAUUGGUAGCCUGAGGUGGGAGUUGGCCUUGUGUCUCCUACUGGCAUGGAUCCUGUGCUACUUCUGUGUUUGGAAAGGAGUGAGAUCCACUGGAAAGGUAGUUUACUUUACAGCCACUUUUCCCUAUGUGAUGCUGGUGGUUCUGUUGGCUCGUGGACUCACUUUACCAGGAGCUAUGGACGGCAUAGCUUUCUACCUGUAUCCUGACCCAACAAGGUUGGUGGACCCUCAAGUUUGGAUGGAUGCAGGUGCCCAAGUUCUUUUCUCUUUUGGGAUUUGUCAGGGGAGUUUGACGGCUCUGGGCAGUUACAAUCAGUAUAACAAUGAUUGUUACAAGGACACAUUUGUUCUGUGUUUGGUGAAUGGCGGGUCAAGCUUCGUGGCAGGCUUUGCAAUCUUUUCAGUUUUGGGUUUUAUGUCGUACGAACAAGGACUGCCAAUAUCUGAAGUGGCUGCUUCUGGACCUGGCUUGGCAUUUAUUGCCUAUCCACGUGCAGUAGCCAUGAUGCCUUUACCUCAGUUAUGGGCUAUAUGUUUCUUCGUCAUGGUCAUCUUGUUGGGUGCUGAUACACAGUUUGUGAGUCUGGAGUGCCUGAUGACCUCAGUGACAGACAUGUUCCCCACUGUGUUUCGAAGAGCUUAUCGUCGAGAGCUGCUGCUGCUUUGUCUCUGCUCUAUUUGCUUCUUUCUCGGCCUCCUUCUCGUCACUGAGGGCGGCUUGUACUUCCUUCAACUUUUUGACCAUUAUGUUUGCAGUGGCAACAAUCUUCUCCUUCUUUCAGUGUGUCAGUCAAUAGCAAUUGGAUGGAUAUAUGGUGCAGAUCGUCUCUAUGACAACAUCGAAGACAUGAUAGGUUAUCGCCCAUGGCCAUUAAUGAAGAUUUGCUGGCUUUACAUUACUCCCACUGUUUGUCUGGGUACCUUCAUCUUUUCACUGGUGAAGUACAAGCCUCUCAAGUUCAACAAGACCUACGUGUACCCAACCUGGGCUUAUGCUCUGGGCUGGUUCCUAGGACUGUUCUGUGUUCUCUUGGUUCCUCUGUGGAUGCUCUUUAAAACGUCUCAGAUGAAAGGGACAGUAUGGCAGAACUUAAGGCAGCUCUGUCGUCCUGAAAUCACAACAAACAGCACACCAAAGCAACCUGAGCAAUGCCCUUUGAACCCAGACAACUCUCUUACUCCUGCUGCCAAUGAAUACAAGGCAAGCAGUGGAGCCGAGAUGGAGAUGCAAAUAUUUCCAGCCCACCAUGCUCAUUAUCUCAAUGAAGGAUGUGAUUAAUUUACGGGUCUUCACACUCACAGUUUUACGUAAGGAGAAAUGUUUAAGUGGAUUAAUUGUGCAGAUGUUCGGAUAUUCCGCUUCAAAUAACAAAACAGACUUGACUGUAGUUAUACUGUUCUUUGCCACCUACUAUCUGAUACGGCAUUCGACACUUUUUGAAACAUUUUGAACAAAUGUAACAGUUCAGUGUUUCAAUGCUGAAUGCAACAACAAAGCAAUCUGAAACUGUUCUGAUUCAAGCCUCUGUCUGGCUUUUUCUCCAUAGCAACAGCUGCUGAGGCUCAUGGUCGCUGUACUUAGAGUGAUCGGCCAAACCAAACGGACAGAAAUUAAACUGAAGAAUUUAUAGAUUUAUAUGUUGAGGAAAAUUGACGUUAUCCUAACAAACAAAUCAAUUAUGAAUUUAAAAGAGGGAAAUAUUUCUGGAACCUCCAGAAAUGUGUAAUUAGUCUUAAUGUUGUGCAAACGAGAUAUUCAGAUAUACAUCAACGUCAUCAUGCACAAUUUAAGGUGGUCGAUCGUGACUUUUGGCCCCCGCUGCAGUUGUUUUAUUGAAAUAAACCUGUUAGAAGAUUAAUGUGAGCUAAAUGCUGGAAAACGGACUUUGAAUAGAUGUAUUAAUAGUAGAGUGAAGGUGAUUCACAAAAGCUGCUGAAGUAACAAUAUUCUCCGACAUAAUGUGUGUUGUGUCUGUGUAAGAAAUAAAGUCUAAAAUGUUGUGACCACAUUGCACCUGAAGUCCAAAUCAAUUUCAUAACUACCAUAACUGCUGGAGAGUUUGACAUGUCUCCUGGCCAUAUCCAGCUACUCAAAUAAAUUCAAGUUCACAUUAUGUCACUGAGUUAAUAUUAGAGCUGUUUCUGAUAGUCCUUCUAGUCUUACUGUCUAUCUUUGACAGUCGUAGUUACUCAGUUACUUUUAGCAUAUAACAUUGAAUGCUGUUCCCACCCAAAGUAAACCACAAAAGUGCACUUUUUCAGGUUGCUCAAUGUGGACUUGCUAUAAGGAAUGUAAAACUUAUUUUGUAAAAUUAUAACAUACUAUGACAAAUCAAUAAAUUUUGUUUCAUAUUGUGCA
Dicentrarchus labrax (European seabass) is the source of this 3289-nucleotide messenger RNA. RefSeq names its product sodium- and chloride-dependent GABA transporter 2. NCBI's taxonomy places the organism in Eukaryota, Metazoa, Chordata, Actinopteri, Moronidae. The transcript is spliced from 16 exons. Gene Ontology annotation, cellular component: membrane. Gene Ontology annotation, biological process: sodium ion transmembrane transport. The record is from RefSeq and is a predicted model, not a curated record. Bases 338 to 2209 code for a protein of 623 amino acids.